UACAACAAAUAAAAAUUACAGUUUUUGUGGUUGUUUAUUUCUUUAUGGACAAUAGACUUAUUUUGAUUAAUUGUAAUUGCCUUAUUUUUUCUCAUUAAAAUCCUUAAAGUGUAGUUUGUAAUCCAUGAACCAUGAUAUUACAAUAAAUCAUUUGAAAAAUCGUGAUACUUUACGUUUUCAGAAGUCGCGUUAUGGAAUAUUUCACAAAGUUUCCGACUCCAAGCAAUGGAUUUCCAGAUUGAUGCGACCUGCCUCAGACAGAGGCAGUUACCAUGGCGACGGGUCGGAAACUGGGACUUUGACAUCUAGAUCCAGUGAGCGCUUUGGUAUCGAUGUUAAUCCCUUCCAAAGGAAAGAGUUUCCUAUCCGCAUGCAUGUUGAGGAAUUCGUCCAAAGAUUUCGGGAUAUAUCGUUUAGUCCAAACGUGUCAACCGGGCCGUCGGUUGACGCGUGUGAACGGAUACUCUCUGACGCUGGUAUCAAUGGAUAUGCCAUAGCACAGGGGAAGGUACUUCUUCGACAUUGGCAUGGGCCAGUUCUACAGGAAAUUGUGGCGGAAAGGAAGCAGAUGAUGGCGUCUGCGCAUGGACCGUAUGGGAUGGAGGAUGGCAUCGUUGACCUUGACGAUGCGACGCAAGUAUCUAUUAAUAGCCAAAGAAGACCUAUGUUGGAAGCAAUGGCAGACGCUAGAUCUGCUACGUCAUCAUCCUUCAAACACGAAAACACUAUGACGUCAUCAACAGCUUCACACAGUAGAGUGGCUGAAUGGAUGCAGCAGCAGGAUCACGUGACUUCAGACGUCUCAAUCCCCGCGCCUGUCUAUAGUCUCACUCCGCCGCCAUUGUUUUCGAAGAAAAAUAGUCAUGUCCGAAUAAAACUGCCAGGGAAGGAAGACUCACUACUUGACAUGCGAUUAUGGGAUAGAUUCCAGAUGAUCCCGCGAGAACGUGUUUCUACCAGCGACACCUUUCGGCCAUUCCUGCGAGCAUUUAAGAUUUUCUGUUACGUGCUAUUCUUCUGUGUUGUCAUGGGGUCAGCGAUCGUCAGUAAACUGUGUAUUCUCCUCAUGUCGUCCAGUAUUCUCAAGGAUAAGAAGGCACUGAGGGAGUCCGACAGUCCCACCAACACCAUGCUUGUCAUUGCUAUUUGUUUCCCGUAUAUCGUAUGGAUGUUCAGUUUUUCAGCCAAGUCAUUGUUUGGGAGUAACUCAUGGCCUUCCUUCAAAACCGUAGUCAUCACGUUGUUUAUGGAGCUUCUUCAUUCCUUCGGACUAUGUCUCAUGGUAUUUCACAUUCUCCCCAGAAUGGACAUGGCUCGGGGACUGCUUCAAUUCUGUGGAAUUUGUACGAUUCCUGCAUUUUUGAAAACGAUAACCAUAGCAACCGACAAAUCUAGGCCUACCAUGAAGCGUUUUACACUGACAUUUAUCAACAGCCUCGCUUUCGUUAUACAACUGUGCAAUCUCGCAGCGUCUACUAUGUUCAGUAACCCUCUAAAUGAGACAGAAAGGAACCAACUCCAAAGGGACGUAAUUUAUGAUCCGGAUAUUCUGCACACUAUCGGACGGCCUGUACCUAAAUUUGAAAACCGUUAUAUGUGGGAAAUACCUGUUGCUUUAUUUUUUAUUUCUAUCACGUACUGGGAAAAUUUCGUUGAGAGUGAUUUAUCAAUAUGCACAUUUAACAUACCAUUCCUUCAAUGGAAACGACGACUGAAUUCUGUCCGAGAAAGACUGUACAUUUUUGUUGGGAUAUGGAAGACUGGCUGGACUCUGCUGUUUGCAGCCCUUUUGCUUCCAGGCUUUUCCUUCAACAUCGAAUUUUCUACAUCAGGGUCACAUCAGAAUGGUGUUGACGUAGGACUCUCAGCGACAGCAGCAAAAGUCGUCCCUGGUAUAGAAGUCACCUCUAGACCGCAGACAACAGCACCACUACCGGGAGGAAGUCAUCAAAACCCUAUUGUGAAACGGGCAAUAUCUGAUCAAAUACACUUAAAAGGUGUAAGUGCAGUUCUUAAUUUAACUGAUGAUAAUCUGAAGGGGCGAACUCCGAAAUUCAGACCACGACCUCGUCCCGUGCCAUCAACUUCUCCACCUACCACAACAACUACUCCAGCCACAAACGGAAGUAGCCAUGCCAGUUACAAUUUACAACUUCCGGAAUCCGUAAAGAGAAAUUUCCAACGUUACGCGCCCUUAUAUCUUCAGCUCCUGUGUAGCGCUGUGCUGUCAUAUUUUGGUAGUCUGGCCUGUAAAUUGUGUAUGCAGGUUAUAGGUUUUACAUUACCGUUGUUCAUGGCCACACCCAUAACGCUUGGUAUCAUUAUAGUGCAAUGUUAUACCAAGUUUAUCCCAUCAUAUCUGUACAUUUGGUUGUGUCCGGAAAUGUCCGGAGAAAUCCGAAUGUUCCAUCUCAUAUGGUUCGGUGUCCUUUGGGUAUCACAAAUCAUUCUGACGUCACACAUCUGGUUUCCACGAAACGGAAGGAUGGCCAAGAUAGACAGGCUGUUUGUGAUGCCUAUCCGAUGUGGGAUUCUCACCGACCAGUCGCUAAUGUUGCGUCGGAGAACCAACGAUCGGGACUCCGCCCUUUUCAGUUCCGAUGAUGACGUAUCCACACUAUACGAUGACGAAGAGAUUCAUAGGGCCGACGAUGUCGUACCACAGAUCUACGCAUGCGCGACCAUGUGGCAUGAAACGAGAUGCGAAAUGACCCAGUUACUGAAAUCCUUAUUCAGAAUGGACAUUGAUCACAGUGCACGCUUUCUGGCUCAAAAGUUUUACGGCAUACGAGACCCGGAUUACUACGAAUUUGAAGCGCACGUGUUUUUCGAUGACGCUAUGGAGCUAUCCGAUGACGACAAGCUCGUACCGAACAGCUUUGUAGCGGAGCUGAUGGACUGUAUAGAUGACGCUAUCAGUUCUGUCCAUGAGCGCCAGAUGACCCUCGCCCCACCAGUGCGCACACCGACCCCUUACGGUGGCCGAAUGGCAUGGAAAUUACCUGGAGGUACGCGGCUCGUCGUCCACCUGAAGGAUAAACACAAAAUAAGACAUAAGAAGCGUUGGUCACAGGUUAUGUAUAUGUACUACCUUCUCGGCUACCGGAUCCUUGCGCAACCUGAGAACCUCAUCCAUCGCGACGUUUCCGGGUCGACGAAUACACAGGAGAAUGACUCUGACACCCAUCGCGUCAAACUCACCGAGACACAGCUUCGACAUCGUCGUCAGUCGUCACACUUCACACGUAGUGUCAUCUUCAACUACGUCAGCGAUGAAGUCCACACACAGGCGGAGAACACUUUCAUUCUGACCUUGGAUGGUGAUGUAGAUUUCAAACCUGAUGCGGUGCGCCUCCUUGUGGACAGACUAAAAAAAAAUAAGAAAGUUGGUGCAGCUUGCGGACGUAUCCAUCCGGUUGGAUCAGGUCCAAUUAUGUGGUAUCAGGAAUUCGAGUACGCUAUAGGUCACUGGCUACAGAAGGCUACUGAACACGUGUUUGGGUGUGUUCUUUGUGCCCCCGGGUGCUUCAGUUUGUUCCGGGGGUCAGCCCUAAUGGACGAUAAUGUGGCACGGACUUACGCCAUCCGUACGACAGAGGCGGGGCAGUACGUGCAGUAUGACCAAGGCGAAGAUCGCUGGCUGAGCACUCUACUACUCCAACAAGGCUAUCGUAUUGACUACUGCGCAGCUGCCGAUGCAUUGACGCAUGCGCCUGAGACAUUUUCGGAAUUUUUUAAUCAGCGACGACGAUGGGGACCUUCAACUCUGGCAAAUGUCAUCGACCUUCUCGGAGACUGGAAGAACACAGUCAGGUUGAACGAUAACAUAAGUACACCGUAUGUUUUGUACCAGUUCCUUCUCCUUGUCUCGACCUUGCUGGGGCCUGCAACUGUGCUUCUGAUGAUGGCUGGAGCGUUCUCUGUUGUCUUCAAAACAAGCGUCGUCCAAUCUUAUGCACUGUCUCUAAUACCUCCAAUCGCAUUCAUCGUGCUGUGCAUAUACGCAAAGCCGACCACACAAGUUACCAUAGCAACAAUCAUGAGCGCAUGCUAUGCUAUAAUAAUGACCAUUGUGCUGAUAGGAACUAUUGGGACAGCAAUUGAUGGUUCACUGACCAGUCCGAACGUCGUCUUCCUUCUCAUUCUCGUCAUUAUUUUCUUUGUUGCUGCCUUAAUGCAUCCAGAGGAGUUUGCCUGUGUUAUACCUGGUGCGUUAUAUUUUAUAUGCAUACCAACAGGAUAUUUAGUGCUUACCAUUUACUAUCUUUGUAAUCUUCACAUUGUCUCUUGGGGUACAAGGGAACUUCCCAUGCGGAAAUCUAAGGAAGAACUCCUUGAGGAGAAGAAUGCGUUGGAGGAGAAACGUCUGAAGCGUCAAAGGAAAGGCAUCUUAGGUUGGCUAGGUUUGGAUAGUAUUUUGAACGAAACAGCCGAUAUGUUCCGACAAUUACGCCAGGCUACUCUAGUACCUAAGCCGGAUAGUAAAUCCAAAACGGAUGAACUUCUAGAAGAGCUCGUAUUCGAGUUGCGGCAGAGUCGCGACUUAAAGGCACCGCCGAGACACCGCUCCUACCCAACAAUGACAACCACCGGUAAUACAGACACUAAGCUACUAAAACAAGAAAGCUUCAACGAAGUGCAAGGUCCCAAGCUAGAAACCAUGGAUGCAAAAUUGGAUUCUACCGAUAAAAUCCCUUUGUGGAUGAAAAAUGAGGACCCUGAGAACCCUGGAUGGCUGAAGGAUUGUGUUUGUGGGGACGGACCGAUAAAGAGGAUGGACCAUCGUGAGAUGUUAUUUUGGGAUCAACUUCUGAAGAGGUAUCUUCAUCCGAUAGUUGAGGACAAAAUUCACCAGGAAAAGGUUGCAGCUGACUUAAAGAAUCUCCGAAAUAAUGUUGUGUUUGGAUUUUUCAUGACGAGUGCUCUGUGGAUUGCAUUGACGAUGCAAUUACAGCUGCUGCAAGACGAGUUUAAAGAUACUGCUCUAUUCAUUAAAAUUCCACAUUACAAUCCUUUGAAAAAGGAUCUAACAUUUGAACCUCUCGGUAUGUUCUUUCUCGGAUUAUUCGGCGCCAUUUUGGUUUUUCAAUUCAUUGGCAUGCUGUCCCACAGAUGGGGUACAAUUCUGCAUGUUCUUUCGAUCACUGACGUGUCAUGCAGUAAAAAGUUCACAGAGAAAUACAAGAUCCAGGAAAUCAUAAUGAAGACAAUGGAACUUCAAAGGGUUAUAAAUAUCGAAAAUGAACCGGAGCCAGACUACGAUGAUCCCAUCGCAGAUUAUGAGGAAGAGGAUAUGGACGAGGACGAUGAAAUGUCAUCUAAUAUGUAUACUGACACGUUAUCUAGUGCCUCGAGCACGGCACACCCACCUUCUUAUCACUCACAAGACUGCCAGAACAAGAAAGCUGCCCUUCGAAGACGGAAUAGCGCUAUCUUCAACAAACGAGGUUUCUCCACAGGCAGGACGUUGAGGAGGGCUUUUGAACGACGCUUUAGGAACCAGUUGAAACGCGAAAGAAGUGGUGAAACACAAGCAACAGCUGAUUCUAUGAUCAACAUUCACAGGACAGUAGAAAUGUCAGAGAGUGUGUAAAACACUCGUUAUUUUUGCUUCUCUUUCCUGCGAAGUAAACACUCUUCCGGAGUGAUGAACUUAUAUUUAGAAUUCUUAACGCUUGUUACUUGAAAUAUUAUCUGGGCCCAGUUGUUCAAAAGGUGAUUAGCUUAAUCACUUCAUUAGUGAAAAUCUCAUUUCUCCUUUAAUUCAAAACCUAUUCUUUAAAAUAGACAAGGAGGGAGAAAUUGGUGAGUGUUAUCGUUUCAUGAAAUUACGUUAACUUUGUUUUACCAGAAAUGAUGUUACCAGUAUUUUGAAAUUGUUGUGAAACCGUGAUUAGCCAAAUUACCUUUCGAACAACUGAGCCCAGCUGAUGUCAUUAAUUCAUUCAAUUUGCAAUAACCUCGAAUAUAACAUGACUGCAAAAUAAGCGAUAAAUGAUUUUAUACAUAUUCCCUGUGAACAGUUGAUGUUUUGCCUUUAGCAAGUAUUCGUCUUUUAUUGUCAACUAAGAGUAUAUGUCGAUACCGUUAUUAUCUUACCGCACAUUCGGUGCUACGACGAUGAUUAUCAUCCAUAUAAAACAGUAAUGUCAAACUAUCCUAUGUGGACACUGGGGUCAGAACCAACUGAACUCGGUGAUGUUUUCACUAAGUGCCUCUUACUUUUGUGACGUCACAAUUUUUGUGAUGAUAUGGUUCAGAGUGAAACCUAUAGCAUAUCGCAGCAGCCUUAAGUAUGAUUAGAUCUGUUCAGUAUUAUGGAACCAAAAAGAAGUUAGAUUAUUAUCAACAUGUAUUUAUACAUUCUAUGUAAAAGUUGUUACAUGUGUAUUAUGCAGAGUGUGCUUAUAAACGCAAAUGCAAUACAUUUAGUUACAUACGGAUCUAGUUUAAUUAUAUGAAGUGUUCAUUGUUACUACAAUCGAUAAGUUAAGAACUGGUUACAUCGUGUUUGAAGAUUUAGAUUUGUUUAACAACACGUACUAAAAUAUAAUCAAAAAUCAUAUAUGAUAUAUCGUUUAUGAUAAUAGAUGUUUGACCUAUAUCUACAUUGCGUCAUUGCAUAAACAUCUGCUGUACUGUAAAUUUGGAGAUCACGGUCUGUGUUGACCAUUUACAGUAUUCGAUAAAAUUCCCAUUCUAACAUUAUCGUAUUUUUACAUACAAUGUAAUUAUCUAAACAUUCUCUUUUCGGACAACGUGGUUGCCUUAACAUCAUAUUCCUUUCGGAUUUUGUUUUUGUGAUAUAAUUAUUAUUCACAAUUCGAACUAAUUGGUGCUAUAUAUUAUCUUUCAUCAAAACGGCCCAGUUGGUGACAGGUGAAUUAUUCGUCAUUUGUAACAUUUAUGUGUCAUAUAAUGAAGAUGUUAAUGUUUGGAUUGCAUGUGAAGAAAUAUCCGAGUCUAGCUCGUCGGAAGCGAUUUUUUAACGAGCUGAUAUGGAUUUGUAACAUUUACAUAAGUAAUAGUAUGUUAUAAAUCUCCAUGGAAACAGAGCAGACAUAAAAAAGAUCAAUCCCCGGUAUCACGAAAACGUAUAAUAAAUCAACCAUAAUUAUUCAAUAUUCGGCGUCUUUCUGGUGCUAUUAUCACUUAACGUCUUUUGAGUCUUAUGUGUCCAAACUUAUACUAUUACCUGAUAUAUAAAUAUUAUAAUUCGCCCUCAUCUCUUACUUACAUUAUAACCACGCUGUUUAGGUGGUUAUUAUCAUAGCAAUCUGUAUGUAUCUACUAAUCAGCAGUUUAAUAUCAAAUGUUUUAACAAUAGCCCGUUAUAAGAUAAACAUAUUUUUAUUUAGUAGUUUUAUAAUUUAUUAUCUACAUAUAUACAAAAGUGUACUUGUAUUUGUUGAUUACACAAACUCUUUAUUCUACAAAUUGAACUAUUUUUGAUUUAUCGCAUAUUAUAUCGUUAACGAGAUGUGAUGAUAUUUCCAUCUUGUAAAUAUAUGCUAUAUCCUUUACUGACCCUCCAUAUCUUACAUAGAGCCAUAACGUUUAAGCAAUAUGUUUUCAUUUAAAAUACUAGUAUGCUUGUACUACUGUUUUGUUGAACUUACAUAAUGCGAAACACCAAAAGAAUGUAUCAGAAAUUCAUUUUUUUUUUCGGUUUUAUUUCUUUGUAAUGGAAUGUUUCUUUAACGUGAUGAAUUAUUUACACAUGCUUUGUCCGUUUCAAGAUUAUUCUAUUUCAGGAAUCUGUCAGAUACGUAUGAUUGACUUUGAGGUAUACGUAUAGUCUACAUAUUGAUCAAUUGUUUCCUGUGUACAUUAAGAUGUCAUAGUGAAUAAAUAUAUACCUGUACAA
Messenger RNA from Pecten maximus, 7867 nucleotides. Its product is annotated as chitin synthase chs-2-like. The record is from RefSeq and is a predicted model, not a curated record. Gene Ontology annotation, cellular component: cell periphery; cell septum. Gene Ontology annotation, molecular function: chitin synthase activity. Lineage: Eukaryota; Metazoa; Mollusca; Bivalvia; Pectinida; Pectinidae.